UUCCCCCCUCGGAAUCCCCCAUCCACUCCCUUACUUCCGUAUUUCUCCUCUUCUGGCCGAAUUGGCGUUGCCCUGCUAGUUGUCGCAUAUACCGUCUGAUCAUCUAAGCCGCGCUGGUGCAAAUAACGGGUCCUUUCUGGAGGCUCCGCUGCCUAAACCACACUCCCCUACUAACCCGACUGCUUCCCCACCCGACGUCGAGCUUUGGUUGUGCUGCUUCCGCCAGAUACCCUCGAGAGGGGAGAGGGUCUGAGUGUUCCGGAGUGGUAGUAACGGUCCACGCAGGCCAUUGGAAGAGUCGCCGCAACCCAGGUUACGUAUCGGACGCAAACCAUGUCGGACAAAGACGCGGAGAAGCCGUUUGCGGCGGGCGUGGUGGCGGACCAACGUGACGAUGCAUCCACGCCGUCGUCCAAGACUACACGACCUCCAUCCUCAACCUCUACCGUGGCCGCGUCGAAUCCGGAGGAGCAGCGCGAGCUGGCCAGGCAGAACAACCCCAAUGGCUUCUCCCAGACUGCGGGCGUUUCUGUGGAGCGAGCCGAGGCCGAUUUCGCCGAGCUCCAGAGGGAGCUUUCCGGACUAUCGCGAGCCAGCCGGACCCGUAGCCGGAAGGAGACUACUGACGUCGAGAAGGGCAUCGAUGCCACCCUCGACGCGCCCUCGUCCGAGGACUCGGGAGAGGUCUUCGACCUCGAGAACACCCUGCGCGGCGGUCUCGAUGCCGAGCGGAAAGCCGGCAUCAAGCCGAAGCAUAUCGGCGUUUACUGGGAUGGGCUAACGGUCAAGGGCAUGGGCGGAACCACCAACUUUGUGAAGACAUUCCCCGACGCGUUUGUCGACUUUUUCGAUUACUGGACCCCGUUGAUGGACCUCUUAGGCAGGGGCAGUAGGGGUACCGAGGUCACGAUCCUCGACAAUUUCAAGGGCGUCGUGAAUCCUGGCGAGAUGGUCCUCGUUCUCGGGAAACCGGGAUCGGGUUGCACAACAUUUCUCAAGUCCAUCGCCAAUCAGCGGUGGGGGUACACCGACGUCGCCGGUGAGGUUCUCUAUGGGCCCUUUACCGCUAAGGACUUCAAGCAGUACCGCGGUGAGGCUGUCUACAACCAGGAAGACGACAUUCACCACGCCACUCUUACCGUGGAGCAGACCUUGGGCUUCGCACUGGACACCAAGGUGGGAAAGAAACUACCGGCCGGCAUGACUAAGAACAAAUUCAAGGAGGAUGUGAUAACGACACUCCUCAAGAUGUUCAACAUCGAGCACACUCGCAAGACCGUGGUCGGUGAUGCUCUUGUCCGUGGCGUUUCUGGCGGAGAGAGGAAGCGUGUUUCCAUCGCCGAGAUGAUGAUCACCAACGCUUGCAUUCUGUCGUGGGACAACAGCACCCGCGGUUUAGAUGCGAGCACCGCUCUCGACUUCGUCAAGUCGCUCCGAAUUCAAACCGACCUCUACAAGACCUCGACAUUCGUCUCCCUGUACCAAGCGUCCGAGAAUAUCUAUCGCCAAUUUGAUAAGGUGCUGGUCAUCGAUGCUGGUAAGCAGGUAUACUUCGGCCCUGCCGCUGAGGCGCGAGCCUACUUCGAGGGGCUCGGAUUCCUGCCGCGCCCGCGACAGACGACGCCCGACUACGUUACCGGCUGCACCGACGAGUUCGAGCGCGCCUACUCAGACGGCUACUCGCCGUCGAACGCUCCUCACAGCCCCGAGACCUUAGCCGAAGCGUUCGAGAAGUCCCGGUUCUCUCAGCAGCUGAAUAACGAGAUGGUCGAAUACAAGACUAAACUCGAGCACGAGCGUGAGGUUGCCCGCCACGACGAUUUCCGUCUUGCCGUCCGCGAAAGCAAGCGCGGCGGCGCGAAGCAUUCCGUCUACAGCGUAGGAUUUCACCUGCAGGUCUGGGCCCUCAUGAAGCGCCAAUUUGUCCUCAAGCUACAGGAUAAACUCAGUCUCUCGUUGUCUUGGUUCCGCAGUAUCAUCAUCGGAAUUGUUCUCGGCACGCUCUAUCUGAAUCUGCAACAAACCUCGGCCAGCGCCUUCGGUAAGGGUGGUCUUCUGUUCAUCUCGCUCCUCUUCAACGCUUUCGAGGCCUUCUCCGAAUUAGGAUCCACUAUGACGGGCCGGCCGAUCGUGAAUAAGCACAAGGCUUAUACCUUCCAUCGACCCUCGGCGUUGUGGAUAGCUCAAAUCUUCGUGGACACGGCAUUCUCGGCAGUUCGGAUUCUGGUGUUCUCGAUCAUUGUCUACUUCAUGUCCAACUUGACCAGAACAGCGGGCGCAUUCUUCACAUUCUACCUCAUGAUUCUGGUGGGAAACAUCGCUAUGACCCUUUACUUCCGCAUCAUCGCUUGCCUAAGUCCAGAUUUCGACUACGCUAUCAAGUUUGCUGUCGUCACGGUUACUUUGUUCAUCCUCACGUCCGGUUAUCUCAUUCAGUAUCAGCAGCAACAGGUUUGGCUGCGAUGGAUCUUUUGGAUCAAUGCGUUGGGUCUAGCUUUUUCCAGUCUGAUGGCGAACGAGUUUGGCAACAGUCGGUUGACAUGCUCGUCGGAGUCGCUCAUUCCUUCUGGGCCUGAAUAUAACAACAUCAGCCAUCAGGUUUGCACCUUGCCCGGGUCCACGCCCGGUAGCGUUGAAGUGCUCGGUGCCGAGUACAUCACACAGGGAUUUGCCUACGCGCCCGGGGAUCUAUGGCGAAACUUCGGAAUCAUCAUGGCCAUCAUCGUAUUCUUCCUCAUCAUGAAUGUCGUGUUGGGCGAGUUCGUCAAGUACGGUAUGGGUGGUAACCAGGCCAAGGUCUUCGCUAAGCCCAACCCCGAGCGAACGGCGCUCAACGAGGUUCUCAAGAACAAGCGACUUGAACGACAGAAGUCGAAGCAGGAGGAAGAGGGAAGCACGUUGAAGAUCGAGUCCAGCAGCAUCUUAACAUGGGAGAAUCUCAAUUACGACGUCCCAGUUCCUGGUGGUACUCGCCGUUUGCUCAAUAAUGUCUAUGGUUACUGCAAGCCCGGCCAGCUGACUGCCCUCAUGGGUGCAUCUGGGGCCGGAAAAACGACACUGCUAGACGUUCUGGCGUCGAGGAAGAACAUCGGUGUCAUCAGCGGUGAUGUUCUCGUCGACGGCGCCAAACCCGGCAAGGAGUUCCAGCGAUCGACCUCGUACGCCGAGCAGCUCGACAUGCACGACCCGACUCAGACUGUGCGCGAAGCCCUGCGGUUCUCCGCCGAUCUCCGACAGCCCAUCGAGACCCCGCGCGAGGAAAAAUACUCUUAUGUCGAGGAGAUCAUCGCCCUGUUAGAAAUGGAGCAUAUUGCGGACUGCAUCAUUGGCACGCCAGAGAUGGGACUUACGGUCGAACAGCGGAAGCGUGUCACCAUCGGUGUCGAGUUGGCGGCUAAGCCGCAGCUUCUCUUGUUCCUCGACGAGCCGACUUCGGGUCUCGACAGCCAGAGCGCUUUCAAUAUCGUCCGGUUCCUGAAGAAGCUCGCAGCCGCUGGCCAAGCCAUCCUCUGCACGAUUCACCAGCCUAACGCCGCCCUUUUCGAGAACUUUGACCGAUUGCUGCUGCUACAGAGAGGUGGCCGCUGCGUAUACUUCGGUGACAUCGGGAAGGAUGCUCAUGUGCUCCGGGACUACCUGGGGCGUCACGGUGCUGUCGCUGGUCCCUCUGACAACAUUGCCGAGUUUAUGCUGGAGGCUGUUGGUGCUGGAAGCAGUCCUCGUGUCGGUAACCGGGACUGGGCUGACAUCUGGGACGACAGCCCGGAACUUGCUAACGUCAAGGAUACCAUCUCUCAGUUCAAGGAAACUCGCAAGGCGGCUGCCUCACAGAUUGACCAGUCACUCCAACGCGAGUAUGCGUCGCCUCUACUUCACCAAUUGAAAGUCGUUAUCGCCCGCACCAACAUCUCUUUCUGGCGAUCGCCCAACUACCUCUUUACGCGCUUUUUCAACCACGUCGUCAUUGCUAUUCUCACUGGUCUGACAUACCUGCAACUCGACGACUCCCGUGGCUCACUGCAGAACAAGGUCUUCGUCAUGUUCCAGAUUACGGUCCUUCCCGCGCUGCUCAUGCCCCAAGUCGAGCUCAUGUACGUCAUCAAGCGAGCCAUCUUCUUCCGCGAGCAGCUCAGCAAGAUGUACAGCACGUUUACCUUCACUCUGGCCAUGGUCAUUGCCGAGCUGCCGUACUCGAUCAUCUGUUCCGUUGUCUUUUUUGUGCCGCUCUACUACAUCCCCGGUUUCCAGUCAGAAUCCUCCCGCGCCGGCUACCAGUACUUCAUGGUAUUGAUCACAGAGUUUUUCGCCGUCACGUUGGGUCAAGUUCUAGCCGCCAUCUCGCCGUCUAGCUUCGUCUCGAGCCAGUACGAUCCCUUCAUCGUCAUCACCUUUGCCAUGUUCUGUGGUGUGGCGAUCCCGGCACCCCAGAUGCCCGGUUUCUGGCGGGCAUGGCUGUACCAGCUGGACCCCUUCACUCGUCUCAUCGGCGGAACGGUGACCACCGCUCUCGACCAACUCGAAGUCAACUGCAGGCCCGAGGAACUGAACAGGUUCAGCGCCCCGGAGGGCCAGACAUGCGGCGAGUACAUGUCAACCUUCUUCGAUACCUACAGGGGCCCCGGGUACCUCGUGGAUAACGCGACUAGCGCCUGCGAAUACUGCGCUUACAAGCUGGGCAACCAGUUCUACGAGCCUCUCGGAUUCAGCUUCGAUCUACGGUGGAGAGAACUCGGAAUCUUCCUAGCCUUCGUCGGUAGCAAUUUGAUAAUCUUAUUCACCGCGAGCCGAUAUUUGAACUUCAACCGAAGGUGAUGUACCCGAAACAGGAGGGGUGGGGGUACGAUGACGACGGGAACAAUAAUUACGACGGUGGUAAUGAGUGUCCCAAUCAAUAUACGGGACGGCUAAUGAAGAAAGGCUUUGCCUGAUUUGCGAUGUGCAAGGGGCACAUGAGAAGGGGGUAGGUAAAGCAACGACAGAAGCGGGAAGGAGUAUUUCGAUAUAAAGGUCUCCCCCGCGGAUUCGAGGGUUCGGAUCCAAAAACGCAUAGGCAUAGAGACGGCGUUGCGCUCCAUAGCCCAGGCACGGAGACCUGGCGUAUGUUCUAAGAGACAUCGAGUCAAUCUUCACGUAUUUUUACAUAGGAUAGAAGCUAGCGCGACUUGACGCCCCGGCGAUCUGCUUACUUGCCCACACUGGGCUAUUAAUAAAAUCGACACUAGUCGAUAAUUCCGAAUUACACGAGCUGUCAUCAAGCUUAUGGCCCUUGCCAUACGCCUAUCAUAUA
Molecule: messenger RNA, 5287 nt
Organism: Durotheca rogersii
Lineage: Eukaryota; Fungi; Ascomycota; Sordariomycetes; Xylariales; Xylariaceae
Product: ABC-2 type transporter-domain-containing protein
Exons: 2
Coding region: 334-4812 (1492 amino acids)
Biological process (GO): transmembrane transport
Cellular component (GO): membrane
Molecular function (GO): ATP hydrolysis activity; ABC-type transporter activity; ATP binding
Source: RefSeq, a predicted model, not a curated record